Molecule: messenger RNA, 596 nt
Organism: Physella acuta
Lineage: Eukaryota; Metazoa; Mollusca; Gastropoda; Physidae
Source: RefSeq, a predicted model, not a curated record
UGUCCUGAUAUAAGGCUAACGGUACACUCUCUGUCCUGUAAGGCUAACGUUACGGUCCCUGGUCUGUUCAUCCUGACAUUCGCCAUGAACACGAUUGUCAUCUUCGCUCUCGCCUGUGUCAUUGCCAGUACCAGUGCUCUGGUUGGUCAAACCUGUACCAGCAAUGACCAGUGUGACGCAGGAGAAUGUUGUCAGAUCCUCAGUCUCUUCAUGAUCGCCAGCAGACGUCAACUUGAUGCCUUCAUGCUGCCACAGAACCCAACCAGUGGCACCUGCCAGAAGUACAAGCUGGAGGGCGACAGCUGCAGCACAUUCGAGAAGAUGAACGGCUACUGCAGCUGUGAGCCUGGUACCACGUGUCACAUGUACGAGGUGCCCCUCCCCACAGACACCCCCACCUCCAGGAUGAUCGUGGCCCCACGACCCGGGUACCAGUGGGUCUCCAAGUGUGAGAAACCCGUAGCUUAAGCUCGAACUUUGACCUAAACUCUGACCUAAGGGAAAGUUUACGUACAUAAAUAUUUCUUUGGUCUAUUGUAUAACCAUUGUCAAAUCUAUAAGUAAAAAUAAACCGGGAGUGAUCUCCCCUAAACUUU